Molecule: messenger RNA, 1583 nt
Organism: Myodes glareolus (Bank vole)
Lineage: Eukaryota; Metazoa; Chordata; Mammalia; Rodentia; Cricetidae
Gene: Serpinc1
Product: serpin family C member 1
Biological process (GO): regulation of blood coagulation
Molecular function (GO): serine-type endopeptidase inhibitor activity
Source: RefSeq, a predicted model, not a curated record
CCCCCACCUGGCCUCUGGACCUCUGUCAGAUUUAGAGGAAAGAAGCAGUUUUCAGAGCGACCGCCUCAGCCAGCACCAUCUCCUGUCCUCUGUAGAAGCACAUCGGCCAUGUAUUCCAAUGGGAUGGGGAGUGCGGCUGCUGGAGACAGGAAGGUACGUCUUCUCUUCCUGCUACUCAUUGGUGCCUGGAGUUGUGUGAUCUGUGAUGGAAACUCUGUGGAUGACAUCUGCAUAGCGAAGCCCCGGGACAUCCCUGUGAAUCCCAUGUGCAUUUACCGCUCUCCAAAUAAGAAGGCCACUGACGAGGACGGCCUAGAGCAGAAGAUCCCAGAGGCCACCAACCGCCGGGUCUGGGAACUAUCCAAGGCCAAUUCUCGAUUUGCCACCACCUUCUAUCAGCACCUGGCAGACUCCAAGAAUGACAAUGACAACAUUUUUUUGUCACCCUUGAGCAUCUCCACGGCUUUUGCUAUGACCAAGCUGGGUGCCUGUAAUGACACCCUCAAGCAGCUGAUGGAGGUUUUUAAGUUUGAUACCAUCUCGGAGAAAACAUCCGAUAUGAUCCACUUCUUCUUUGCCAAACUGAACUGCCGACUCUAUCGAAAAGCCAACAAGUCCUCCAACUUGGUAGCAGCAAACCGCCUUUUUGGAGACAAAUCCCUUACCUUCAACGAGACCUAUCAGGACAUUAGUGAGGUUGUCUAUGGAGCCAAGCUCCAGCCCCUGGACUUCAAGGAAAAUGCAGAGCAAUCCCGAGUGAGUAUCAACGACUGGGUGGCUAAUAAGACUGAAGGCCGCAUCAAAGACGUCAUCCCCCAGGGGGCCAUCAACGAGCUCACAGCCCUGGUGCUGGUCAACACCAUUUACUUCAAGGGCCUGUGGAAGUCAAAGUUUAGCCCUGAGAACACAAGGAAGGAGCUAUUCUACAAGGUUGACGAGCAGACAUGCCCAGUGUCUAUGAUGUACCAGGAAGGCAAAUUCAAAUACCGGCGUGUAGCAGAAGGCACCCAGGUGCUGGAGCUGCCCUUCAAAGGCGAUGAUAUCACCAUGGUGCUCAUUCUGCCCAAGCCUGAGAAGAGCCUGGCCAAAGUGGAGCGGGAACUCACCCCAGAGCUGCUGCAGGAGUGGCUAGACGAGCUGACGGAGACCAUGCUUGUGGUCCAUAUGCCCCGCUUCCGCACUGAGGAUAGCUUCAGUCUAAAGGAGCAGCUGCAAGACAUGGGCCUUGUGGAUCUGUUCAGCCCCAAGAAGUCCCAACUCCCAGGGAUUGUUGCAGACGGCAGGAAUGACCUCUAUGUCUCUGAUGCAUUCCACAAAGCCUUUCUUGAGGUGAAUGAGGAAGGCAGCGAAGCAGCAGCGAGCACUGCUGUCGUGAUUGCUGGCCGUUCACUGAACCCAAGCAGGGUGACCUUCAAGGCCAACAGGCCCUUCCUGGUCCUUAUCAGGGAAGUUGCUCUGAACACUAUUCUGUUCAUGGGGAGAGUGGCUAACCCUUGUGUGAACGAAAACAGUCUUACUCUUUGACCUUUUCCUUUUGCUGUUUGUGACCAGAAGUAAAAAUAAAUAUGGCUGCCACCUCACAA